Actinia tenebrosa (Australian red waratah sea anemone) is the source of this 4777-nucleotide messenger RNA. RefSeq names its product integrator complex subunit 2. Gene Ontology annotation, biological process: snRNA 3'-end processing. NCBI's taxonomy places the organism in Eukaryota, Metazoa, Cnidaria, Anthozoa, Actiniaria, Actiniidae. Gene Ontology annotation, cellular component: integrator complex. The record is from RefSeq and is a predicted model, not a curated record.
AUGGCGGACGAAGUGAAGGUUUUAUGGUGAACUAAAUCUACUAGCUAGAUCUCUGAAAUUUUUAUCUAAUAGCGCCAGAAUAACGUUAUUAAUCUGAAGGAUACUCAAAUAUUUCAGGUGAUUAAAUUAUUUGGCUUGGAGUUUGCAAAGAUUGGACAUAAAAGAUAAGCUAAAAGCCAUCAUAACAACAAACACAUGUAGUUCAAGUCUACAAGACAGAUCGUACUUCAGCUUAAAUAUAUCUAAGAUAAAAAUGGAUCUUAACAUUCAGAUGUUACAGGAUAUUCCAACAGCACGGGCAUUCAACAGCAUGCGCUCAGCCAGUGUGACGGAACUUUCCGCUCUAGACACCAAGGAGUUACGGCCUUUACUACCGUGUCUUGUUCGAAUGGCGCUUUGUUCCCCAGUAGAUCAAAGUCCCUCUUGGACCGAAGCAAGAAAGGGAAUCCAGAAGAUCCUCUCGGGAUUAGAAGUAGUUAAUUCUAUCGUCGCUCUGCUGUCUGUGGAUUUUAGCGUUCUCGAGCAAGACGCGUCGAAAGAGCAGGAACUACGAAGGAAAGUCGGAGGUGCUGGAGGAGCUUCGGUGCUUGUGGAGUCUUUACAAAAUGAACUGGCGCUUGAAUUUGAAAGGAGCGAACCGUCUCGAAGAUUAAGACUUAUUCUUAGUGAACUGUUGCGCAUAAUGAGCAAGAUAUCUUUAAAAGAAGAGUUUAUCCCAGAGAAAUCAGAGCUCUUCCAGUGCGAAGUAUUUCUGGAGGAAGUAUCAGAUGUAAUCUGCAUUGCACAAGCUGAACUCCCCUCACUACUCCCCUUAGAACAAGUAGCAGAGACACUGUUACGGGUGAAGUAUGGUCCUUGGUUGCUAUGCCGACUGGUUGCUAAUGUUCCUGACAAGUUUGAACAAGUUUGCUUUGCACUAAUUUCAAACGGUGAAGUCCAAGAUGACAGUAGUCUAGGAGGAAUGAUCAGAACACAAGCCUUAAGACAACUGUGUACCAUGAAUCCAGCUCAUGCUCUUGUCAUGCAGGCAGAAGCAACAAGACUCUGUUGCUUGCCAGGUUUAGCUGUUGCGCUGGCGCUGGACUUUGGCUCCGGUGCAAGAAGCAAUGACAGAAGUGGUGGUGACCUGAUAGCAUUUUUGAGUGGCUUAAUUUUGGGAGGUAAUCUAAAAGUACGAAACUGGUUUGCCGAAUUUGUUAAGAUUGGACAAAAGUCUUCUAGCUCCAUUUUACAUGCUUUAAGGAGCCAACUCUUAAAGGAAGUCUCGUCUCUUAUACCCAAAAGAAUGAAAAAGGAUGCCGUCAUUGUAACAGGAGACAGUGCUGGAGAAAGUACAGGUGGUGGGGAAACUCAUGAGGACAGAGAAACAAUGGAAAUUUUAGAAGCAAUGCAAAUGAGUACCGACUUUGAGAUUGUUGAAGAAGAAAAGCCACUAGCAGUUGUCCCCGAAGUUGAGACAUUUGAGUCAUUAGAAAUCAGUGAAGAUGACAUAAUUCAUGCAAGUGCACUACUGAGGUUAUACUGUGGGCUUAAGAAUCUGGCUGGGAUGAAGUUGACUCAUGAGGAGACGGAAGUGUUAUUGUCGCUUAUCACUUGUCAUGCCCCACCUACUGCCGCUGGUGUGAGAUUUGUUGUUAUUGGUUUGUGUACACUUUUGGCAUGUCCGCAGAUCAUCAGUACACCAGAACACGAGCAAAAGGCCAUUCACUUGAUCAAAUGGCUGUCGAAGGAAGAGUCACACUAUGAAACAGCCAGUGGAGUGCACGCAUCAUUUGGAGAGGUCCUGCUACUGAUUUCAAUCCAUUUCCAUAGCAACCAACUGGAGUCGAUUGCUGAACUUGUCUCAUCAAUUUUGUCGAUGAAAACAAAGGCUGGACCACUUAGUAGAGUGAAAUCACUCUUCACGCAGGAACUAUUCCCAGAAAAGGUUAUCACCAGCCAUGCUGUGACAGUUCCAGUCACUCCACAGUUGAACGGCAACAUGACAGGAUUUCUACCUAUCCACUGUAUUCAUCAGCUGCUUAAAUCUCGAGCCUUUACUAAGCAUUAUGUACCAGUUAAGAAUUGGGUCUACAGACAGUUAUGUACAUGUAUCACACCCCUCCACCCACUGGUGCCAGGACUUGUGGAGGUCUAUGUCAACUCCAUCAUCAACCCAAGUAGUAAAGCAUUUCAACAAGGUUUUACUGAAGCUGAAAUUCUGGCGAUAUUUAAGGGUACUGCAGACACAGACAGCACCUCCCUCAUCAGAAGGCCAUCAGUCUACAUGGGAAACGAUGGUGGAGAAGACAUGGAAUCUUCCUUAACUUCACGUCUCUUGAUGCUAUACUAUGUACUCCUCUACCAAGACUGUCUUCUCAACAAUAUGAAAGCUCUAGUCAAUUCUGAGGUCCAGCAAGAGUCGUACAGUACAGGUCUUCUAGCGCAUAUCCCAAUCAAGUACCUCGUACUACAAGCAAGAUCACGGCAGUCAGAAUUCCGAGGUCUUUAUGCUCCUCUUCUUCGCCUGCUCGUUACUCAUUAUCCACACCUUUGUCUUGUGGAUGAGUGGUUGAUCGAGGAAGAAAUGCAAGAUAAAUCUUACCUGCAGGGCGUGGCAAAACGGGGGGUUUCAGGUGUGCUCAAUGUGCGCUGUUCGCCUUUGAAGCUGAAAGAAGCUCUAUCAGUAGUCCACGAGAACCCUUCAAUGGCAAUGCUUAUCCUAACCAAACUUGUCAACAUUGAGCCCAGUAACCUCAUCCCUUACACUGACCCACUGGUGAAUGCUCUACCUUCGAUAGUACUACCCUCUGUUCCUAGACGAGUACAGAUGCUCUGCUGCGAACUCUGGUCUAAAAUAAGUACUGUUAUACCAAGGAAACUCUGGCUCGCUACUAUAAAUGUCUUGUGUCAAGAUGGUGGACCGUCCUCAUACACAGACGAAGAUCUGAUACGCGACCCUCUUACUGUACUCAGAUGUAGUCCGAGGAUUUUCAGAUGUCCACCAGUUUUCGAUAUUCUAGUACGCAUUCUUCGGGGAUACCUUGCUGCUUCGCGUACAAUGCUCAGCCAGCAUCUCCAAGCCAAUCCAGUCACUAAGCGAGCCUCUAGCAGUAAUUACAGCAGUACUAACUGCAACAUGGAACAGGAACGAGAAGAACUGAGGAUAGCUUUAGUUGCUGCACAGGAGAGUGCUGCAAUACAGCUAUUACUGGAGAUUUGUCUUCCUAGUAAACUGGAUAAACAGGAUGGGAACAGCAUGGAUGCAUGUUUACUUCGAGAGAUCCAGUGUCGUGUUUGUUCAUCCUUACAUCAGAUCUUCAUAGCUGAUCCUGCCAUAGCUAAGCUUGUUCACUUUCAGGGUUAUCCCUCCAAACUACUACCUGUCACAGUAGCAGGAGUACCAUCAAUGCACAUUUGUCUGGACUUCAUUCCUGAACUUGUUAACCAACCGCAAAUAGAAAAACAGCUGUUUGCUAUUCAACUAGCCUCGUACCUCUGCCUCCAGUACCCCCUCCCCAAGGCCAUGGGUGUGGCCAAGUAUGUACUCAGUCGCCUGUCAUCGCUAUUGGCUGCAUUACCAAGUAGCAAGAGGGCAUCAUUUUUCAUCCCCACCUUACCAGCCUUGGUCAGAUUUUGUCGAGCCUUCCCUCCUCUGCAUCCUGAGGCCACAUCUUUUUUGGUGCAGCUUGGUAAAGUGGCUGCGUCUCAUGCUAAAGUCACCACAAACUUUGUUAUUGGUUCCUAUGCAGGAUCCUACGACUCACUACUUGAGCGUCUUUCCCAAGGAAUAAAUUUGGGAGCAGAAAAUAUAGAUGUAACUACUGACCAUGAAGACCACGGCUUCACAGAUGACGCCAACUAUGAUCAAAUCGUAAAAACUUCAGAAAACAAAGACACAGAGGCCUCCAGUCAUUCACAAGACAUCAAACUUUGUGAACUAGUAGAAAAAACGUUUGCUGAGCUUGUUAGAAUAUCUGUGUUGAAACAGCAUGAAGUAUCCUCGUAAGUUCAGAGGACAAGGCUAAAAUCAGGAUCAGAGGGAGAAUAGUUGCGUAGAAGUUUGCACAACGUUACCUUGAUUAGCAGGAAACUCCUAAGGAGUGCAGACUGUUCAUAGGUUCACUACGCAGAAAACACAAGGGACAUAAAUUCACAGAUCAGACAAGUUCCUAUCCUCAGGAAAUCCUAGCCCCCUAUGCAGACACAUUAGGGUUGCCACCUUGUCAUGCAACAUUUAUCUCAAGAACAUUGAGUGACCAACCCCAAGGAUGUCUCUUCUGUUUGACAAGUAUUAAAUGUUUAACAGCUGAACCAAUAAAUGUUCAGUAAAUACAGCAUAGUUAAAGGAAAGAAAGGAUAAAAGGAUGAAAGAAAAGAAACUUAGAAAAAAGAAAAUAAACAUAAGAAGAAAAUAAAACUUGAUGUCAAGCUUGUCCUACCAUUAAAUUUAUUUACAAACCCUUGGUUUUGAAUUUGGAUAAAAAUAACAAAUUUCUCUAGUGAAUAUUGUUAAUUUGUACACAUAAUGUAUUUCUUAUUUCAAAGAUACUUAAACUUGAUUGGGACAUUCUGAAUAAAAAUUGCCUGGAUUUUAAAGGGGCUUUUGGCAGGAAAGAAUAGAUUGCUAGAACUUUUCCUGCCAAAAUGCAAAUUGUCCCUAGAUACAAGAAAUCAAGUCUACAGGGCCCAGUUGUACAAAGGGUGGAUAGCGCUAUCUCAUGGAUAAAUCCUUAUCCAGUGGAUAAGUUGAUGCUGUUAUCCAAUAAAUUUAUCCACUGGAUAAGAUUUAUCAGUC